AGCACAGCGCCGGCACGGGGCGCUGGGAGCAUCCCCGGCCCCGGCUCCCUGGGCACUGGGGCACCCGUGGCCUCCCCGUGCCCAGGGUUUCUGCUGAGUUUCUGUGGGCAGAAGACCCCCCCCGGGAGCUCAAUGGACAUGGACUCAGCCUCCGAGCGGCUGAACGGCAGCGGAGGUCCCAGCAGAAGACCCAAAACCUGCUCGGUGCGGCGGUCCUUCAUGCGGGUCGGCAUCCCUGUCCUGGUGGUCGUGCUCAGCCUCGCCUGCCUGGCUGGGAUCGGGCUCCUGGUCAAGGCUUACCUGGACUACCACUACUUCUUCUGCAAGCAGCCCCUGAGGCUGCUGCCCCUGAGGCGGGUCUGCGACGGGGAGGCAGACUGCCUGCACGGUGAGGACGAGGCCAGAUGUCCCCAGCACGUCCCCGAGGGGCCACAGGCUGGUGCCCGCCUCUCCAGGGACAGAUCCAUCCUGCAGGUGCUGAACAGGAACACCGGAGCCUGGUCCUGCGUCUGCCACGACCACUUCAACCUGGCCCUGGCCAAGGCAGCGUGCAAGCAAAUGGGCUACAGGAGCACCCCGACCUUCCGAGCAGUGGAGGCGGGCGCGGGGCAGCCCCUGCCUCCCCGCGACCUGGUGCUGAGCGGCGGCAGCCUGCAGGUGCCCAAGCCGGGCAGGAAAUGCCUCUCCGGAUCGGUUGUUUCGCUCGUUUGUUCCAGCUGCGGCGAGAGCGCGAGGACGCCGCGCGUGCUGGGCGGGAGGCCGGCGGCCAUCGAAUCAUGGCCGUGGCAGGUGAGCCUGCAGUACAGGACGGAGCACAUCUGCGGGGGCAGCAUCAUCGACCCCAGCUGGAUCCUCACCGCGGCGCACUGCUUCAAGAACAACCCCAUCAUCCAGAGCUGGCAAGUGAAGGUUGGCUCUGACCUCCUCUCGGGCUCCACCACCCUGGCUGUGGAGAAGGUCUUCCUGGCCGAGGUGACGCCGCCGUCCCCCAAGAGCAACGACAUUGCCCUGGUGAAGCUGCAGUCUCCCCUGCAGGUCUCAGACAGAAUCAAGCCCAUCUGCCUGCCCUACUUCGACGAGGAGCUGGCGCCAGGCACGUCCCUGUGGGUGACAGGCUGGGGCUACACGAAGGAGCACGGGAAAUUGUCGGAGACCCUGCAGCAGGCGGAGGUGAAGCUGGUCGACACCAUGAGCUGCAACCUGGCUGCGUACCACGGGGAGGUGACGGAGAAGAUGCUGUGCGCUGGCUUGCCGCAGGGCGGGGUGGACACCUGCCAGGGGGACAGCGGCGGGCCCCUGAUGUACCUGGGCAGGCACUGGCAGGUGGUGGGCAUCGUCAGCUGGGGCCAGGGCUGCGGCACCCCCAGCACGCCCGGCGUCUACACCGGCGUCCGAGCCUACCUCAACUGGAUCUACGCCGUCCGCAGGUCAGAGCUCUGAGACCUGCUGGGACAGGUCCCCCCCCAGCCUCCCUCCCCGUCCCUGUUCUCUUGGCUGGCUCGGCUCCAGCAGCAGCUGGGACCAAACUCACAGUGCUGGAGCUGAGCAGUGCCUCCUGAGCCCUCGCAGGCACCGUGGCCGAGGACACCAGGGGCUGCCCAAGGAGGCAAAGGGCAGCUCGGAGCAGCGGCCACCGAUACCAUGAAGGAAUCCGAGUGGCUCAAGCUCCCUUCCGGAGAGAGGUUAAUUUAUUGCCCUGUGCAGAUUCCUGCACAGUCAGGGUCUAUGCUGCUGUUUGCUCAUUAUUGUCUUACAGAGAGAAAUGAUGGUUGUGCUAUCCCCAUUAAAAGAAAUGACUUGUUUUUUUUUCAUGC
Cygnus atratus (black swan) is the source of this 1814-nucleotide messenger RNA. RefSeq names its product transmembrane serine protease 4 (gene TMPRSS4). Bases 133 to 1440 code for a protein of 435 amino acids. The record is from RefSeq and is a predicted model, not a curated record. NCBI's taxonomy places the organism in Eukaryota, Metazoa, Chordata, Aves, Anseriformes, Anatidae. Gene Ontology annotation, biological process: proteolysis. Gene Ontology annotation, cellular component: membrane. The transcript is spliced from 13 exons. Gene Ontology annotation, molecular function: serine-type endopeptidase activity; protein binding.